CUGCCUAGGGCUGUGCCUGUCUAUAAUGUAGAUGGGACUCCCAAUGAGGGUGGAUCUAUUAGGCAGGAGACAGAUGUGAUCAUGAGGUACCAUGACCAUUCAGAGAGAGCAACCUUUAGUGUCUGUAACCUGGGAAGCAGGGCCAUUAUUGUGGGGCAUACCUGGCUUAAGCUGCAUAACCCAGAAAUAGACUGGAAGACUGGACAAGUGACUAUGUCC
Molecule: messenger RNA, 219 nt
Organism: Dacryopinax primogenitus
Lineage: Eukaryota; Fungi; Basidiomycota; Dacrymycetes; Dacrymycetales; Dacrymycetaceae
Exons: 1
Source: RefSeq, a predicted model, not a curated record